Messenger RNA from Oncorhynchus mykiss (rainbow trout), 1853 nucleotides. RefSeq names its product glycoprotein-N-acetylgalactosamine 3-beta-galactosyltransferase 1. Gene Ontology annotation, cellular component: membrane. NCBI's taxonomy places the organism in Eukaryota, Metazoa, Chordata, Actinopteri, Salmoniformes, Salmonidae. Gene Ontology annotation, molecular function: N-acetylgalactosaminide beta-1,3-galactosyltransferase activity. The record is from RefSeq and is a predicted model, not a curated record.
AUACCGUUCGUUCAAUAUCCGAAUUUAAACAACAAAUACGGAUACCAUUUGUAUCAGUGGAUAUGAUCAUGCACAGACUGAAAAUGUGUCAAUUAUAGCCUACUAGCGCACAUACAUACUCGCAGUCUCGUCAUCAGAUGUAUCAGACAUGGCAAAAUUCAGACAAACUGCUUGGUAACAUUCCAUGCAUGAGUAUAGGAGGUACCUGAUAAACCAUGAGUUCACCUGCCUAUAAAACUCACUCCCACCGCUAUGUGCUCUUACUCUUGUCAAUCCAUGCUUCUAUGCGUUAUCCACAAUCAGAGGAGAAUAUUUGUGUUAAACAUUUUUACGUGAACAGGGUUUGGUCUGAAAGAGGGGAAUUAUGAUCACUCUUUCACUGGUACCCUUUGUGUCUGGGCUGUGUAUAGGAUUUCUGUCUAUUCAAUACUUUGUUUACUCAGACACCAGCACUGCAAAACCAGCUGUUUUCUCACUGGGUAACUCCAGUGGAGUUCAUAAUGACAAAAGGGUUCCAAGACACAUGCACUCAGAUGAGGACAGGAGUGUUGCAGCCAACCUGUCCCAAAAUGUACGAGUACUGUGUUGGAUCAUGACUGGGCCUAAGAACCUGGAGUCCAGAACCAAACACAUCCGGGCCACCUGGGGCAAACGAUGCAACAAAGUCCUCUACAUGAGCUCAGUGGAGACAGAAUUCCCCACGGUGGGGCUCAAUGUAACUGAGGGACGAGACCAGCUCUACUGGAAGACCAUCAGAGCCUUCCAGUACAUCUACCAACACCACCGCAACGACUACGACUGGGUCCUCAAAGCCGACGAUGACACAUUCAUGGUCAUCGAAAACCUCCGACACACAUUGUCUAAACAGGACCCCGAGAAGCCUGUAUACUUUGGGAGAAGGUUCCGCCCGUUCGUCCAGCAGGGUUACAUGAGUGGUGGAGCCGGCUAUGUCCUCAGUAAAGAAGCCGUCAGAAGGUUCAUCAAGGGAUUCGACACUGGGAAAUGUUCCCACUUCUCCACCAUAGAAGACAUGGCUCUAGGGAAGUGUAUGGAGACUAUGGGUGUGGAGCCGGGGGACUCCAGAGAUGUGAAGGGAAGGCAGACGUUUCAUCCCUACCCACCAGACAUGUACCUGAUCAAAGAGCCCCCCAGAAAACGGCCCUGGUAUCUCUUAUACGACCACUACAAACCAAGAGAGGGCCCAGAAUGUUGUUCAGAUCACAUCGUAUCAUUUCACUACAUCUACCCUUUAGAGAUGUACACGCUGGAAUACUUCACCUAUCAUCUACGGCCCUAUGGAUACAAGUACAGGUACAACCCUGAUGCUGUAGCAGCUGAAAUUGAGAGUAACACCACCACACCUGUCUCUGCUUAAUACAGAGAUAUCACAGACGGACUACUGCACUGAAGAAAGAACUUAUUACUGUGUCAUGUUUAAAUGUCGAAACAACAGCCUGACAUUGCCACUUUCUUUGGUAAGCUGAGCAAUGAGACUGAGGAAAUGGAACCACUCUCAAAUUCACUGACAUUGUAGUUUUAAACAUAUUUUGAAGCUAUACAUUGUUUGUUUGCAUAGACAACAAAUACAUGAACAAUAGAGUAAUAUAGUUUUUUUGUGACAGGGGGAGACAGUUGUACUAAGUUGAGUUCUUUCUGUUGAUAAUUUCACAUUUCCUUUUUUAAUUUUGUAAAGGUAUAAUGUAAAAAUAUAUAUUUUCUUCAGUCAAGUGUAUAUUUUUUACAACUUACAGUAAAACAGAGGAUAACAUAAUAUUUUAUUAAAAUUCAAAUAGAAGUAUGUACUUAAUGUGUUCUCCAGAUUUCUGGAGGUCUAGUGAAAUAUUAAAUUCAGA